Messenger RNA from Penicillium manginii, 525 nucleotides. It is a transcript of the gene sod1, whose product is annotated as superoxide dismutase SOD1. The transcript is spliced from 5 exons. Gene Ontology annotation, biological process: removal of superoxide radicals. Gene Ontology annotation, molecular function: copper ion binding; superoxide dismutase activity. NCBI's taxonomy places the organism in Eukaryota, Fungi, Ascomycota, Eurotiomycetes, Eurotiales, Aspergillaceae. The coding region runs from base 1 to 525 and encodes 174 amino acids. The record is from RefSeq and is a predicted model, not a curated record.
AUGUCUGGUUACCGAAUCUUUAACACCCACAUCGACAAUAUCAAACAAUACGUUAGCUUACGUAUAGUAGUCUGCGUUCUUCGUGGGGACGCAUAUAUCGGCGGCACCAUCAUUUUCGAGCAGGAGCCUGAAUUGGCACCUACCAAGAUCUCUUACAAUAUCACUGGCAACCAGCCCAAUGCCGAGCGCGGCCUUCAUAUCCAUACAUUUGGUGACAACACCAACGGCUGCACCUCCGCCGGCCCUCAUUUCAAUCCAUUUAACAAAACUCACGGUGCUCCCACUGAUGUAGCCCGCCACGUUGGCGACAUGGGCAAUGUCAGAACAGAUGGCAAUGGUGUCGCCAGUGGGACUAUGAUAGACCAUAUGAUUCGCCUCAUGGGACCACACAGCGUCAUUGGCCGCACCGUUGUUAUCCAUGAUGGAACCGACGACCUCGGAAAAGGUGGCCAUGAGCAGUCUCUUCAAACAGGCAACGCAGGAGGUCGGCCUGCUUGCGGCAUUAUUGGAAUUAGCGUGAAUUAA